AAAUAGAAACAGGCUUAAUUCUCCCUCUGCUCUUCGAGAAGGCCAAAAAAAUUUGACACGACCGAGUUCGUCUCUCAUCGCUGGACACGGCAAGCUAUCAGGUCAGAUGGAUGGUGGUGGGAUACGAUAACCGUUCUAGUCACGUUUUGCUUUCAAAUCUUUCUCGUUAACGGGAUGCCGAGGGAACACCCCCGGAAUGGUCAGUGGCUGGAAAUAAUGAGCUCAUGCUCAAUAAUAAAUUUCACAGCCGUGGAACGCCUUUAAGUAUAUCCGUCGAUUCCUCAGAUUAGGUCCAUCAUCCAAAAUGUCCACUCCUGUCACUCUCUACGACAUCCCUUCCACUCUCCCCGGCAAUGCUUGGUCGCCUAACAUCUGGAAAGCUAGAUACGUGCUCAACUAUAAAGGCAUCCCGUACCGCACUGAAUGGGUUGAGUACCCUCACAUUGAAGGCCUGUACAAAAAGCUCGGCGCCCACGCCAGUGCUACUAAGGCCGACGGCGUAACGCCCCACUACACACUCCCUCUUCUCCACGAUCAUUCUACCGGUGCCCUUGUCUCUGACUCAGCAGCCAUCGCCCGAUACCUGGACAAAACCUACCCCGAAACAUCCACUGUCAUUCCCACGGGCACCGAUGCGCUCCAUUACGCCUUUAACGAGGCAUUAGAGUCCCAUUUCGAUGCUCUUUGGCAGUUCGCCCUUAUUCAGACCAACUUCAUUUUGAACCCUGUAAGCGAGGAGUACUUCAGGAGGACGAGGGAAGCGAACGUGUUUGGAGGGAAGAAACUGGAGGAUGCAAUCCCGAAGGGUGAGGAUAGGAAGAGGGAGUGGGCGAAGUUGAAGGCGGAUUUCGGAAAGAUUGAUGCGUGGUAUGGGAAGGAGGAUAAGUACGUGAUGGGAGAUACUCUUUCGUACGCGGAUUUCACGGUUGCUGCGUGGGUCUUAUGGGUCCGCAUCGUAUACGGCGCGGAUAGCGAGGAGUGGAAGGAUGUCUUGACGUGGCAUGGAGGCAGGUGGGGUGUUUUGGUGAAGAAUUUUGAGAAGUAUGAGACUAUCGUGUAACCAGGCCGAUAGGAAGAAGUACAUAAACCCACAAGUAAUUACUAGUAUUGCUGUGUAGGAAAUUGAUGAAAACUUGUAUUACAGACAGUACUUCCUUUCGACAAUGCAGCCUUCGCUUGAAAUGGUACAACAUCGCACUCUCGAAAUUCGAAUCCGGCUGCAUUUCGUCACUACAACCAAAGUUGAUUAUUGAUUACUAUGGAUUGCAUUAGUAUGUCGAAUAACGUUUUGAUCAACAGUGUAAUCCAUCCAGCCUACAAUGCUUGCCGGUUACCCUUUAAUAUGACACAUAGCAUCGUCUAAG
Molecule: messenger RNA, 1364 nt
Organism: Desarmillaria tabescens
Lineage: Eukaryota; Fungi; Basidiomycota; Agaricomycetes; Agaricales; Physalacriaceae
Exons: 3
Coding region: 305-1060 (251 amino acids)
Biological process (GO): glutathione metabolic process; L-phenylalanine catabolic process
Molecular function (GO): glutathione transferase activity; maleylacetoacetate isomerase activity
Source: RefSeq, a predicted model, not a curated record